Molecule: messenger RNA, 3436 nt
Organism: Oxyura jamaicensis (ruddy duck)
Lineage: Eukaryota; Metazoa; Chordata; Aves; Anseriformes; Anatidae
Gene: SAMHD1
Product: SAM and HD domain containing deoxynucleoside triphosphate triphosphohydrolase 1
Exons: 12
Coding region: 174-1586 (470 amino acids)
Biological process (GO): defense response to virus; regulation of innate immune response; dGTP catabolic process
Cellular component (GO): nucleus
Molecular function (GO): dGTPase activity
Source: RefSeq, a predicted model, not a curated record
UUGCAUUCAGAUUCAUUACUGAUGGCUAAAGCUACUACAGGAAAAAAAAUGUUUCUCUGAUCAUCUUGUAGGUCAGGUUUUCAUUACGUGUUGUAUGCUAUGUUUCAGACAAAUCUGUGUCUUAAAGUAGCAAAAUAGAACAGGUGAACUGCUCUUUUCCUGUUCAAGCUAAAAUGCUAUUAUAUUCACUUCCAUUUAUUUAUUUAUUUUUGUCCUGCAACAGGGUGGGGUAUCUAGCAGGAUGCCUGGUUCGUGCACUGAAGGAGAGACAACCAGAAUUGGAUAUAACCCAACGAGACAUCCUCUGUGUAGAAAUUGCGGGUCUUUGUCAUGAUUUGGGUCACGGACCAUUUUCACACAUGUUUGAUGGAAGAUUUAUUCCACUUGCUCGUGAAGGUUUGAAGUGGAAGCACGAAACUGCUUCUGUUGAAAUGUUUGAGCACUUAAUCACAUCCAAUAGACUAGAAGAAGUCAUGAAGUCAUAUGGUCUUGUCCUGGAAGAAGAUAUGACCUUCAUCAAGGAACAAAUAGGAGGGCCUAUGGAUGAAAACAUUUGUGAGAAAUCGUGGCCCUACCGUGGUCGGCAAAAGGAGAAGAGUUUCCUGUAUGAGAUAGUAGCUAACAAAAAAAAUGGCAUUGAUGUUGACAAAUGGGAUUAUUUUGCAAGGGAUUGCCAUCAUCUAGGAAUCCAGAAUAAUUUUGAUUAUAGGCGGUUAAUUAAAUUCACUCGGGUCUGUGAAGUAGAAAACCAGAAGCAUAUCUGUGCCCGUGACAAGGAAGUUGGAAAUUUGUAUGAUAUGUUCCACACACGGAAUUGCCUGCAUCGACGAGCAUACCAGCAUAAGAUUGGCAAUAUCAUUGAAAUAAUGAUUACAGAAGCCUUUCAAAAAGCAGACCGUUUUUUUGAAAUAGAAGGCUCUAAAGGAAAAUUGUACCGGAUUUCUACAGCAAUGGAAGACAUGGAAGCCUACACUAAGCUAACUGAUAAUAUCUACCUGGAAAUUCUGCACUCAAGUCGUCCAGAACUGAAAGAGGCACGAGAAAUUUUGCGUAAAAUUGAACGGCGUGAAUUAUACAAGUUUCUAGGAGAGACUCAACCUGAAAAAGUGAAUGAAAUUCCAAAGGAUGAAUAUGAUGGCCUGGCAGAUGACAUCGCUAAUUCCAAGCCAGAAAAGAAUCCUCCAAAUGUGGAUCUAAAGGCUGAAGACUUUGUAGUUGAUGUUAUCAAUAUGGAUUAUGGAAUGAAAGAUCAGAAUCCCAUUGAUAAUGUUCUCUUCUAUUGCAAGGCUGAUCCUUCCAAGGCUGUCAACAUCAGUAAAGAACAGGUUUCAAGGCUUUUACCCAGGAUAUUUGCAGAACAGGUUAUUCGGGUUUAUUGCAGAAAUCUGGAUCCAAAUAUUGUUUCAGCUGCAAAACAGUAUUUCGUUCAGUGGUGUAUAAAGAGGGAUUUCACCAAACCACAGGAUGGUGAUGUGAUUGCCCCUCAUCUAACUCCAAUGAAACAAAGCUGGAAUAACAAAAGUGGGGAUGAAUUCAAGACAGCUUCAGAACCGAGUUGCAAGCAAAGGCUUUCUUUCAAUAAGUAACACUUCUCCUUUUUGCACUAUUCAACCAUUUUCUUCAGAAGAUGGUUGACCCUGAGUGGCAACUCUUUUAAAAUGCAAUCUGAUGCUCUGUAAAAAAUGUAUAGAACAAUGCAGCACUGCAUUUUACAAUACAGUAUGUUUUUAUGUAGACACUUAAACUAAGUGCAUAUUCAGAAUGGACUUCUACAAAAUUAACAAAUAAUCUGUUAUAGCAGAGCAAACUCAAUUCUCAUUUAUUUUUGAAUGUAAUGGCACUGUUGCAGCAAGAGUAAAUUAUUUUUUUUCAAAACAAACAAACAAACUUCAUAAUUACAAGAAGUACUGAAAAUGUGUUACUGUUCCUUCUAGUCCUGAUCUUAAGGUAAUUGUGAUGUUACUUGAGCUAGUAGAAAAACUUCUAGCUCUCUUUAAACUUCAUUUUGAAAAAAAUAAAAAGAGGUGGGAGAAGAAUCUUUUUAAUAACCAAAGAUUACUUUCCUGGUAUUGAAAAAGCUGAUGAAGAUGCAGGCCUCUUGCUGUAAAAGUGACCGUGCAGCUUUUAUUGAAGUAACAAUGCAUUGCCCUGACAUGCAGCAUUUUAUUGUUUUUAUAGUGUAUUUUUGAUACAUUGAAUAUUACAUUUUUACUGCUACACUGAACUGCAAAAACUGCUCAAAACUUCCAUUAUUGGAGUGCUUGCAGGAAAGCAGAGCUACUUGAAUGUUUGUCAAUGUAUGUGGUCAUGCACACAGUUCUUACAUGGUUAGUGAGUCUCAUUAUGAUGCUGCACGGUGCACCUCUGCUAGAGCAGAGCCACAAGUGCACAUUGUUUCUGCAUUUCACUGUACUAGAUAGACAGGCUCUUCAGGAAUCCUUUAGUUAUUGUAUCCCUUCCCUAUAUUUCCUGGCUCUGUGAUUGCUGUUCCUGUGUAUAUUUCUCAUCCAUGUAGAACUGUAAGAGUUCUUACAAUUUUCCUUAUGGGCAAACUAAUGUGAAUGUUACUAAAUGUCCUAUUGGAAAAGCAAACUAGGAAGACUUUUUCCCUUUUGUUUUUUACUCAGGUCUAAGAUGUUCUAUUUGAAGGCUGCUUUCAUUAAAUAAAACCUAAAAGCUUGAAAAGCCUACCCUCAACAUUAAAAAUACAAAGCAAAGGUUCUGUAAUGCUCAGAAAUUGGAACAAGCUUUGGAUGUUUAUAUCUGAAAUGAGAAAAUACAAGUUCAGCAUUCAAUUUUAACAGCCAAGCUUUUGAAACUAACACAGUGGGAAGCCACUGUGUAAGAAAACUGUAUAACUUUUCAUAUCUGAAUGUUUCCUUUGUCUUUUUGUAUCAUGGAAACUGAUAGCAAUUAGGCAGGAGGUAAGAAUGAGUGUUCACCUAUUUUACAGAUUUGCUUUGAAAUAAUCAGAAGCUGUUCUGCGCUCUGCUGCUUAUGAACCUGUGCCCAUGUGUUUAAUGGUGAUGCAGCAUAGCCUCUGCUGUUCAUAUUUUUAACAGUAUUUCAGAUCUGCAGUGUACCAGGUAGCUAUUAGGAGGUGUCUUGACUUUCUUAAAAGCUUUUAAAAAAUGUAUUAUGCUUCAAGAAAUAACAUCAUAGAGUGAAGGCAUUUGUCUCCAUUAUCCACAUGAAAUCAAGUAUUGUUCAGACUAAUGUAAUUUUAUUAUGGCUGCUUGGGUUUGUUUUGAUGCUGUUAUAAAAGGUGCACUUUAUAUUUGGGAAAAGCUUUUUGCUCAUAUUUAAGCAAAAACUUGUACUUAAGUCUAUCAGAUAGUAAGUUCUGAGACAGAGCAUUUCGUUUUCUCAAACACAUUAAUCUGAGCCUUUCUGUACUAAAAUAAAUGUAUAAGAAAUGAUUUUAAUAUUCUUUUAA